AUGACUCAUGACGUCGUCUGGUUUCGUGUUGUAAUCAAGGUGUGGUCGGCUGUUGUGCAGGUGCACCAAAUUGUGUCAGCACAUCAAGUCAGUGUAGAAACAUUCACAUGUAAAACACAAUGACUUCACACUCAAAUAUGGGUAAUAUGGGUAUGAUAUCAAAAUUUUACAAGAAGCCAAAUUGACUGUCCAAUCAAAGCUACAGGAGACUCAAUAUCUCACUGUGUAAUUGAAUCAUAUAUCAUUCAUAUCCUUUUAAUGCCUGAAACCACACAUUAUGGCCAGACAAUUCACAUUUUUUGGAGCUGAAAUGUUCAUUUUACUUACUUCUGUAAAUCUGUAAAAAAAUCUAAAUAUCCUUAAAAUUUAACAAAUAUAUUUAUGUAUCUUGUUUGAUACAUUGGAUGUUUUUGGAAACUGAAAAACUACAAGAGGACAUUUGUAUUAUUAAUUGGACUGUAUUCAGGUGUUUUUUUUAGUAAUUUGUUGAUCAUAUUGAUUUGAUAGAAGUAUAUAAAAGUAUGUUUCAAAUAAGGAUUAAUUAAUACUUUUUUCCUUCUCUGUUAAUCAAUUUAAAAGACAUCAGUUUUAACAAUAGCAAGUUAUUUUGAGAAGUUAGGAUUAUCUCCGUGUAAUGGAAGAUGACUUGUGUAGAUAUCAUUUUCGUAUGAGACUUUGGGGUGGAAAAUCCUUUUUUUUUUUGUAAGAAGAAGAAUAAAAUUUUAAUUGGAGUCCUAAAGUUUAGUCGUGAUGUUUCCUCCCUCAUAUCACUUAAAGUGUCUUUACUGAAGCCGUUUCGAAAAGCAAACAUCUCCUCUCUGUUUGCUCUAUCGACUACAGUCCCUAACAAUAAACCAGACUCUGACGUCUCUCCCUCCCCGUGUGGAGGAGCUGUGGCAGCAGGGUGGGGUCGGGGUGAGAGUGGGCGGAGUCUACGCGCUGAGGUGACGCUCCUUUUUACUCAUUUUUGUUCAGCGGACUGUCGGCCAGCAGCAGCAGCAGAGGCAGCAGCAGCAGCUUUGGUGGAGAGUAGAAAGUGGAAGGCAGGAAUACAGAGACGUGUCCGUGCUGAGAAAAACUACUUCAGUCUGGAAUAAAACUUGAACACUUCUGUGUGUUUCCACAGGUAAGAUCCUGAACCUUUGGUUAUUCCCUCCAAAUGCAGACUUUUAAAAUCUCUUAACCGUGUUUUGCCGUCGACACAUGCAGUUUUUUUUCCCUUUUCCUCCUUCAGUUGUAGUUUCUAUCCAAUUGUCAGAAGUGUGUAGCCUUUUUCCUCCCAUUAUAUGUUUCCUUAAUUUCUCCUUGUGUUUUUCCUCGGUGCGAAACCAAUCCUCAUAUUUGGAAUUCAUUUCCGCAUGCCUCAAACUGACCGCUGCUGUUUCGCUGUAACGUCGAGUCGCGAGCUCCGCUUACAACAAAAGUUUGGUCUCGACUACGAACUUAUUAUCGUCAAGUGUCACUGAAACUCUCUGAUAAAACUAAAAGGACGUUUCUGACUCCAGUAUCGAUUAAUCGGCUCGACGUCACUUGUCAAUGGAGUGUCCCAGUGCGCGCGGGCGUACCUGUUUUCGCGUGCGAGAGAGGCAGGUGAAGAGGAAGGGGCUAUAAACAAUUACCAUAUGUUAAGCUAAUUUACCUCCCUUUUUUUCUGAUCUAAUCCAAUACAAAUACCUGGGCUGAGCAUAUCGGCCGAUAUCUGAUACGAUCCAAUACUACUGUUAAAUAAAUGAACUGUAUACCUUGCCCUGUGAGUGAAAGCAUCAGGCUUGAUAUUAGCCUUGUUAAAAAAAGUAACAAAUUAACACAGAUAUGACUUUACUUAAUGUUAUUUAUUAACAAAUAAAUUGCACAUUAGCACACAGCAAAAAGAAGCAAGACUGAUUUGGAAAGCUGGAUUGGCGUCAUUCAUCAGAUAUCCGAUUCAGUGAAUUUGUCAAUAUCAGAGCCAAUAUCUGAUCCAAAUAUUGGACCGGUGCAUCCCUAGUAGAGACUGUGAAACACAGUUAGUACCACAGGGAUAAUCUCUCACAUAAACUUUUACAGGCACUUCUUAUCCAGAUAACAACACAGCAUUCAUGGUUUCAGCUAAAUCAUAGUUGUAGUAAAGUAGGGCUGAUGUGAUCAACUGAUUAACCAAUUUGCGUAGGAAGUUAUUUGCAGCUGUUUCUAAAAUACACUCAUCUCCAAGAAAUUGUUAACCCUUUAAUGCCUUUUGUAUCAUAUUUGAUACAUACUUUUAUAUACUUCUAUCAGAUGAAUAUGAUCAACAUAUUACUAAAUAAAACCCAGAAUACAGUCUGAUAAAUGAUAAAAAUUGUAGUUGAUUAGUUUCCAAAAAAAUCUAGUGUAUCAAACGAGAUACAUAAGUAUAUUUGUUUAAUUUUAAGGACAUUUUGAUUUUUUUGGUUUUCAGUAGUAAGUCAAAUAAACAUUUCAGCUCCAAAAAAAUGUGAAUUUUCUGGACAUAAUUUGUGGUUUCAGGCAUUAAAGGACUGCAGCAAGUGUUUAGUUUUCUGCUUAAUUUACAAUUUUGUUUUGUUUGACCUUUAUGAUAUGAAUGCAUUUAUUUUGCAAGUUAAUGAUUCCCAGAAUAUGGUUAGGGCCAAAUAUGACAUGAUUUUGAUCAAUUUAUCUAAAUGUGAUCUGGUAGAAUAAAGCAGAUGAAACAAAAAGUGAGUUACGAGCUCCAUCUCUAAUAUUUAAGCCCAAACAACAAAAAAAUGAAGUGAAGCAACGAUCUAAUUUUGCAGCGGGGAGGUUAGUUUGCAGACGUGUGUAAAUGUAUGACGAUGAAUUAUUAAUCACAUCCCUAAAAUGUGUACGUGUUAUGAUGGAGCUCAUGACUCCCACACCGCUGUGAUGUCUCCAGAUGUUGCCAGAUCUUCCAUGAUGUCAUUAUUCAGUUCGCUCGUGGGUCAGACUCGACAGGACAGACGUCUUAUCAGUCAUGCUCCUGAAUGACCUCAGAAUAGUUUUUUUUUUUCCAUUCAAUUUGAUUGGUAAAUCCACUUAGACAAGCAUCAGUUGUAAAGUACUUUGAUACUAUCUGGUCUGUCUCAUCUAAUAAAGCCAGUUUCUUCAAUAACGUCCAUUAUAUUAAUAAGAAGUUACAGAGCCUGAGUCCACUGGUUUAUUAAACACUGAAUCAAAUUUACUACUGGUCUUUUUCCAAACAGUCAGGGAGUUAUAAAAACAAAAAGCACCAGAAAUAGGGCUGAACAAGUUUGAGGCGUUCAUGUCGUUCUCGUUCAGCGUGUCCAGCUGAGGCCAUUGAAUGUGUGUCAUGCUGAAUAGGACAGGGUGCCAAUACUUUCUGCCAGUCAGCCCUCUGCCAAGCUCACCCAGGGUCUGUGUCAUCAAGUAGUGCAGCAGCAGACAGCACCCUGGUUGAAAAGCUGUUCCUGUCUGCCCUCCAGGGAAGGGGGCGGCUGGAUGGUGGGCCGGCGGCGGUGGCGGGGGGAAGCGAGGGGGAGAGACUUACUGUAGAUUUCGCAGCUACAGCUGUGGGAGCACGGUGAUUAUCUCCCCCCUCCUGCUUAAUUCCGUGAUACUGUCCUACAUUAGCAGAGCAAGUGGCCAGGAGAUCCUUCAGUUUAUAAAUAGGUCUACACUUUGCAAAGGGGAUUACUGUAUGGUAUAAACCCUGACCUCUUUGUUUAAGGAUUUCUCUCUCUGUGGCUUCACCGUCUUGCCUCAUUUUUGUCUGUUCAUUGGUGCCUGACUGAGUACUUUCCAGGGGCUCAGUUACAACCUCCAAACGCACACGUCCAAUGACCUGCACAGUGUUUGCAUAACACCCAGCCUCCUCUGUGUUUUACUGUUCCCAUGGAGAAAGAGGCACGCAGAGAUAAAGUUUCCCUAUCCGCUAUGAUAGGGGUCUUUGUGGUUGAAGUCAAAAGGGAGUUUGGUGUGACAGUAUCAAAAUCUCCAUGGGGUUCCCUUCCAGAGGAUUAAGUGAAAUCUUCUUCAGACAAUAAGGUCGUCAAGCCAAAGCUGAUCUAUCCAGCCAAGCAGCCUCCCAGACACCCAGUACUCUGAUGGAAUUAUAAUCUCUGACCAACAAACCCAGUGAAUAAACACCUCAAACAUGGACGUCUCAACGGGCAGGUGCAACAAAACAUUAGGUCUUCAGAGAAAGGGGCUCAUUAAGCCAUUCAAAGGAAUUCUAAGGGUCUUUGUUCAGGACAAAAAAACAGUCAUUGAAUAAUUGGCAGGAUGGCCUGAAAACAUCCUUUCGUUUGAGAGAUUCUGCUGUCACUGACACAAGAUAAAAUCAGAAGCCUCGAGCAUAGCACACCGUAUAAUGCUGAGCAAGUAAAGCUGACACAGGCCAGCUCAACUUUUCCCAUGACGGUCUCUGAAAUUAAUUAUUUACCUUCAACAGUUCACUCAGUUGGAUCAAAGUAGGAAGACAAAAAAUGUCCCUUACUUAAAACGUCAAAGGCCUAAUGGCUGUUUCUUCCCAUCACUUGCACUCUUGAAUCUGUGUGAAUGUCUGCCAGGUCAUUCACUGCAGCUCAGCUCCUAUCAAAGCUCUGUCCAAAACACUCAAGCACCCGUCCAAUAGCUGCUGGAAAUAGCUGAAUCUGGCUGUUUUCUCCAGAAUACAUUACAGAUGAUAAUUUUUUCAUUACUAACAGAGUAACCAAGAAAAGGGGGGUGGGGAGUAAACCAGAUUCCAGCUCUGACUCAAAAGAUAAAGUUUUCACAGUUGGAUGAUUUGGCUGAGUCGUAUUUCUCAGCAUAGUGUCUGCGAUGAGGCCUGCGGUGUCGGCUGUGCUCCUCCUCCUCCUCCUCUUCCUCCUCCUCCCUGUCGCUUAAUUACACUUGUAUGAGAGAUUAAGGAGAGUAAGGACAGCUAGGGUGUGGCUGAAAAGGAAAGCAAAUUACCAGAGCGUGUGAGUUGUGACAUAUUCAUACUCAUAUGGCAUAUUCACUACUCGAUCUCACAAAGAAAGAAAUAGCCUCACAUUCCCUCACUGUUCGGUGAAACUCAUCGUAACUCAGCUGUUGGUUGUGUUCAUGUUGGAUUUCAUGCUCUGGAGUGAGUUGUGCAAUCCUUUGCCCCUUCGAAUACUUUACAGAGUAACUGGAUACAGAGGAAAGUUGAGCUGUUAUUCUUUCUUCUUAUUCGUCAUGAAGUGUUAAAAUUAAAGGGAAUUGUCUGAAAAUAGCUGGUCUGGUUUAACUUUUCACUCUUCAUGUUUCUUAUUUGUUUGUGUUCGUCAUAAAGAAAGCAUGAACUUGAGGUGUUUCUUCUGCCCCCCUCCCUUUCUGCAGACUUCUCCCCUGCUCUCCAAAGCACCCCCUCCCGCUCCCUCGUGCCUCUAAUCUCCCUGAAAAAUUAAUCAUCUGUCACAUCGCCUCAGUGCUCAGCCGUACACCGAUGCGUAGCAGUCACAGUUUAAGAAAUAACUCUCCGUCAGGCCUUUAAACGGGGGGCUUUGGAUGCAGCGCUGGCCACUAAUCUUGGCCAGUGAACACACAGAGGCAUUUUGAUGUGCUUCAGCCUUUUUGGUUCCAUCCAACAGGGACACUUGAGACCCGGUUUCCUUUUCACUGUGACAGCAGUCAAUGGGACAAUGCAGCUACUCUUUUCCUCUCUACACCAAACAAAGUAACACAGAACCUCUCUGUGCUGUAUCACAGACUCAGUCCAUCCGCUUCCUUCCUAUAUAGUCCACCAAACAACAUGGAGGGUGGGCCAUCCGUCUUACCGCAGAUCUGCAGACAAACAGACGACUUAAAAUCACUUUUUACUCCCCCAAAACCAAAACACUGAGCAUCAAAUGUUCAAAAAUUAAACAGUAUAUGUAGAGCUCUCUUGUUAUGGAUGUUAGUUGGAUCAAUUCUCUUCUUUUCACAUUAUCUGACAUGUAAUUGGCUAUUUGGUGACCUUUGUGGCUUUUCAGAGAGGGUUUAUAACUAAGGUACACCCUUUUUUUUUUCCCCCUUUGACUCAUUCCCUUCUUCUUUAUCAGCUUCGUGUAAUCUGAUCCUGCAAUGCUCUCCAGCACCUCCUCUGAGGCAGCUCACAUUUCCUUUGAUUCACAGCGAGGUCCCACAGGGAGUAAACAACUGCACACCAGUUUGCAGCCAACAUACUGGAUCCAGUGGCCUAAUUCGACUCAUUAAAGUGGCUGCAGUGAAUCAACUGACAGAUCAGGGACCAUUAACCAUCCCGCUGUUUAUUUAAUUCAUCGGCACGCUGGCUGUGGUUGACUUGUUGUUGGGAAUGUUUCCAGAUCAGGAAAGGAAGCAGCGGGAAAUGCUCCUCUGUAUCUGCCACGUUUAGAUGGAGUCAGUGUGUGUACGUAGCUCACCCCAGCAGUAUCUCGUUGUCUGUUCUUUCUCUGUGAGCUCUUGGCAUGUCGGCGUUGCUGUGGUCUGGAUUUUAUCAGCUGCCUGUUACAGUCAAUUGACGAAUGCUCUCCCUGAAAAAGUGAAGUCCCGUUCCUCUAAAACUAAGCACACCAUGUUACAGCCAAACACUGGUUUGUCACCAUAGUUGUGUGUUCGUAACACGUAGGAACGUUUGUGGAAGUCCGGCUUCUGCUAAUAAACUUCCCCUUUGACCAGACUGCCCAGCAUUGUUGGUGAGUCAGAUAUUGUUGACCACCACUUCCUGUCACCCACCACAAUAAAUCCAUUAGCUGUGCACCACUUCACAUCCUCUCUUAUUGAUUUAUAGCAAACAGCUAUCUAGUGAGCCCCUCCUGCCUCUGUGACAGGCAUUGUGGGACAUGCGGGGGGGUAGGGGAUGCGUGGUUUGUGGAUUGGGAAGGUUAGUGGUCGGUGUUAAGCUGUAUCCCAUUGGGACAACUGAACCCUGACUCUGUAGGGAAGAAGUGCAUAUAGAGCACAAUGUCAACCCGGCAGGCUCAGCAGGCUGCACCAGCCAUUAGCUGUGUGAGUGCACGGUCCUGUGUUAAAGUAAUAUGGGAAACUGUCGGGAGAAAGAGGAGCGCGGUUGCAUUGCAUGUCAGGGGACGUAUAUGUGACAGCGGGCGUGUCGGGGGAGCAGCCCGUAUGUUAAAUGGUUGAUCCGUGCAGAUGGUGCAGAAAGCUUUACAGAUGUGUGGAAACUUAAUCUGCUUUAUUUGCAUGUCAGCCUAAACAUGACAUCAGCAGCCCUGUUAAGAAUCACAGACAGACAGACAGACAGACAGACAGAUGAGGUUAAGUUUUUAACCACAAAGCUGGGAUGUUCUGACUACAAGCAGGAAGUGCAGGUCACAUGCACUAAUGCAAACAUCUCUGCUCCUAACAUGUUUUCCUCCUCUUUCUAAGUGAAAGAAAAAGAUGUACUUUUUAAAAAAAUAUUUAAAGUUAGAGACAGUCAUGAAGUUUGACACCACCUUCAUCUCUGUACCUCAAAUUUGACACUACAGCCAGCCAAUGAGGCGGUUAGCUCAGCUGUUGCCAAGUGAAAAGUUGCCAGUUUCUGUUUGGGGAUAAUGUUCUGAUCAGGGAUUAUGCCCACGACUAUAUUAAGCUGUUUUUGAUCUUAAUUUGAUUUUUAAAUCAUUUGUAUUAUUCAGUGAGCGCUUGAGGUGCAGGUGGGUUUAGUUUAUUAGAUCAGGACAGAAAAACCAUAGACGUCAGCUCUUGUUUUCUGAAGUUCUGAAGCUGAUUGAUGGGAGUUGCCUUACAAGAAAGCUGACUCAGCCUAACUUUUGCAAGAGGCAAAAAGGUUAUCCUGUUCACUCACAGCUGACUCCUUUUAGUCAAGUCAGCUGGGCCCGUAAUUAUGCAAAAAUCACAAUCAGACCAAAAUCUUUUUUUUUUUUUUUGUUCUAGACUGUAGCUACAUUAUUUUUGUUAUUUGUGUAUUUACAGCCUGCCUCAAGUGGACACUUGUGGAACUGCUGUUUUUGGUACUCCCACUUCCUCAAAAUCACAAUACUUGGGCCACGGUUCAAUAUUAUUGCGAUUUUUAACAUUUUGCUAUACAGUGAGUGUUGCGAUACAAUAUAUUGUGAUUUAUACAAUUUUUUCAACUAUUUAGCUAAUUCAGCAUUUGUCUUUCCUUUAUGUUUGUCUUAUUUACGCUGUAUUUUAUUUUCAUGUAGCACAUCUUGCAAACGUAACUUUUUCCUGCUCUAUGAUGUCUCCUCUGCCAACCUCACUGGACAAAGAGUUGAUUUUAUUUUUCCAUUAUCAUAGAUUUGACUCCAUAUUAGCAAUUCAUUUAGAAAAAUCAAUACUUGGUAGAUGAGAUGAUACGAUACAUCACCAGACAAAAUAUCACAAUACUACGCUGUAUUGUUUUUUUCUCCCACCCCUACUGUUUGAUAGAAAAACAUCUCCUUUAUCAAGUCUGUCUUUAAUGUAAGGUUCACUGAUUUUGUGAUCUGGCUUCAAAUGUAAGACAGAUGAGCACAAAGACUUAUUUGCUGGGAUUAAUCACAUUAUACUUUUGUUUUAUACUUAUUGCUCAGCUAAUCUAAUCAUUUGAUAGCCCUGGCCUUGUAUUUUCUAAAUUAGCUGGUCAAUAUCAGUGUUUUCGUUGGACAGUCAAACUUGAGAUAAAAGCACUGCCAAAGAUGUCAAACUUUAGUCUUCUCCAGGUAGACAUACAGACUGAAAAAGUCCUGUGUUAAGUUAUUCUGAGACAACCAUGAGGGAACAUAAUAAAUCACUGCAAACUCUGCAAUAAAGUGUAUAAUAGGAGCCUCUGAGGAUUUCAGCCAGGGGAUCUCCAGCCCCCAGGGCCUCUUUCCUGAGUCAUCCUGACCUGCUUCAUUCCUGCUGAGACCUAAAGAAAAGCUUGAGCCAAUAAACUAAAACAACUCUGGCAUGGUUUUGAUAACCUUUCUAUCAGUUUUUAACCACAAGAUUAAUUCAUCAUGAAGAAGACUCACAUUACAGUUUAGCCCCUCUAGCCAUAAGGUGUAUUCAACCUCGCCCAGUUGUCUGGUACACCCUCACUCUCUGCCACACCCUUGUUCAGUGCGAGUCACUGCUGGGGUGACACUCCCUGUGUAACAUGCCUGUGGUUGCACAGGGGGCUGAUGAGUGAACCUGUUCUCAUGGCCGAGUUAUUCAUUCAUUGUCACUCAGCUGGCGUGUCCUCGUUGUAUCUGUGAGUUUCAUGAGUUUCUGAGUGAGUCAGUGGGAUCAGUUUAGAGUUCAUUCAGUGUUAGCAGAGUACAGAAAGUCUGCACCACUCAGCAAGAGAUUUACAAACGACAGAUUGAAUAUAUGACGUUCGUGUGGAAUGUGACACUGGUGUUUCAGCAACAAGUGAACAGUAUCUACCUCUGCUUUUCUCUUACAACUCACUCACUGGCAGUUUUCAGUGAUACGCAUUCCUGAUUUUACUGUGGAGGUUUUUUUUUCUCUUUUCCAGCAGGAGAAGCUCCUUAAACACAAGCUGCUACUUAAAACAGACAGUGGGAGGUGAUGAGUGUCAGAUUUGUGCAUCCUGAGUGAAGAGUGUGGCUCCCAUGUUGUGGAUGUAGGUGGGUGGAUGAAUGGUUGUAAGGGCUGUGGUGGGAAUAACAAUUGCAGAGCAAGGUACAGUGAAAGUGACGGGGUGCAUCACUCAUUAACUGAGAGAGAGCAAAGUCCAGCUGAAAGUGCACAAUAAAACCAGGGGCUUUUAUCCAGCACUGAACUAUACCUUCAAUUUAACACAGUAAAAAAACUGUGUGUUUUCUCUAAAUUUCAGUUUUGGUGUAUGUUUCAAAUACAGAUUGUUUUCUUUCACUGGUUUGAGCUACAGUCACGAAAAAAGAAAUUAUCAGGAAAACCCAAGAGGCAACAAUCCUUAUCAGCAAUCCGGCAAGUUUCGCUCCAGACAUCAGAUGGGUCAGCAGAUAAAACCCCCACAGUACAGAGCCUGAGUGAAAUUUCAGUUACCUAGGCGAUAUGCGGGGCGUGUCGCAGCAUUGCAACAGUUGGCUGAACCCGCUGCCUCGCCCAGGAAAACAAAGACUACACAAACACUGUCCCUGAUUUACAGAGAACAGAAAAGUUCUGUGUUAGCGUGCUGUGAAUGCUGUUAGUCUCUUUCAAACAGCGGCUACAGGGGGCAAACACAUAAAUUUACUUUCAUACAAAAGCUUUAAAAAAGGCAGAACGGAGUGGUUUGUUUCUUUUAAUCCAGUCCCAUUCCCUCACUGAUGAGUAGAGAGUCAAUCGUUUGGAUCUUGACGGCAGGCCCUCCUGCUCGGUUUUCAGAGAGGCCACACCUUUAGUUGGAAAGGCAGAAAUACUCAGUGAUUGUAAGCAUAGUUUCUGUCUGUGCAUGUAUGAAUCAGGGCUUUAUCUGAAAGGUAGCAUGUAGCUACAAGCAGAGGCAGUCUUCCGAGGUCUGGUCCUGCAGGAUCUCACGCCAGACUUACAGCUACUGAAACUCUUUGAGUCCUUUUCGUGAGUAUCAACAAUAAAACAUGUCCAGACUUUACAGAAACAGCAGAUUUAGGUCAGUGUACGGAUUAUGAAUGAAACGAAUGCAUGGUAAACAACUUAAACAUGCCAAUAACAAGUGGGGAGGUGUGAGUAAUUUACUAGACCGAGUAAGUCGUGUCACAGCUGGAAAAUCCAAGACAGACGAUGGCUAAUGAAGAACAUGAAGCACACACAUUUCUCUGUUUGACACACAACAACAUCCGUCAUACAAACUAAUGGAAAACAAAGCCCCCCUGCCUGCUAGAGCUACAACGCUACACACACUACCACAAACACCACUGCACACACACACACACAUAGAUGCCUAGGGGAGAAAAGUGGGCGGGGUCGGCUGAGGGACUGAAACACAACACGACACAACCCUAUGCAAAGCCUGGGGGCAUGAAGAUGAGGGCGUGGCGCUUUAACUAAUAUGAACAGUUCCAGUCCAAAGCAGCCAGACAAAGCAGUUCAUCUCUGUACAAAUUCUGUUCCUCCAAACCUGUAGAUCAACUUUGAUUACAGUACUCAACACAUUGUUAAGUAUGAAUGCGAGCAGAGGGAAAGGUGAUAAUUCAAGGGUUUAUGGCUCAGUUUACGCCAACACUGCAGCUCGACACUGUGGAUUUUAGCCCCGACUUGUUUUAUUAGCUGUGAAGACAGAAGAUAAGACUGGUUGCUUAUUGCGUGGAAUCGAGUCAUAAACAGCUGUCAUAGAGAAGAGCUCCAAGAAGGGCAAUAAUUUCCACCCUUUCCUUCUUCUGUUAAGGCCUUUGCUGAUUGACUUCGCCUUUUUAAAUCCCUCAUACCUUCAGUUCAGCAUCUGGCGUGCCCGCAGAGAUUGGCACAGACACACACGAGCACAAUGCACCCCUGCAAUGUUCUCCGCAAAGAAUCCUGUCAGUGACUGUCAGACAUCUGAAAAUACUUGUAACCAGCACAGUGGAGGCAUUGUGCGGUAUCGGCCGUAUUUCACAUGCAGAAUGUAAUUAUGAGUGGAUUUCUGUGGUGGGUGACAUUCAUGCCGCAGAAAUGUGGAGAUAGAAAUUUGGAGGCUAUUUUGAGUCUCAUUACAUCAACGUUUAUGAAGAAAGGUUCUAGUUUAAGUUAUUUAUUAGAGGAAUAUGCUUUUUAAACAGUAAAGAGAAUAACAUGUAAGUACAGUAAGCCAAUGUAACAAAACGGCCGUGUUCAGACAGUAUCGAUGAGGUGUUUCAGCGUGAGUCAAACCCUGAGCAAAUUUAGCAGGAAGUUUUUUUUUAAACAAGGUGAGAUCAUGAAGGGGGGGCCGGCACAAACCUGCAACAACAAGCACAGCAGUUACUCAAUCUUGAGCACCGCCCACAGAGAAAAUCUACGCAAGCCAGAGAUGUCAGACCGAAGCUAUUCAAAGAGACCCACAAAGGCCGGUUUAAUGGACUUGAUUAAGUAAUGAUGUAAACUGAAGUCUCAAGUAAAGUCCCAGGAGUUCUCUUUGACGAGAAGUACGCUUUCUGUCUGUACACACACACACACUCUCAGCCGGCGGAGUGCAAACCUGACAAGCAGGUUUCCUCUGAUUGCCAUGCGUCAGCAGUAGGUUGCUCCCACGGCUGUAUGGGUGGAGGCCCGGGGUGAAAGGUCACUUGGGCUGGCUAGCAUUCCAGACUUACAGCUGUCUCUCCGCCCACCUCGCCUUCUCUCUCCCCCGAGAGCCUCUGCUGCUGCUAUGUGUUGUCAUUUUCAGGUCAGGGUGCAUGUCUAAGAGUGAGAGGAGUGUGCUAAGGGGUCUUCUUGUGGGCUGUUAGACUCCAGCUGCGUAGAAAACCUGAAAGACAGGGGGCUGUAUAAGGGUACAGAAACCUCACUGGAGUAUUUAUUUAUUCAUGAAGAAAAAGAGGCGUGCAGGUUGUCAUCAUUAUGGCAGAAAAAUGUUCCGCUGGAUAUUAACCUUGCCUCUGUUUGUGUGUUUUUUAGGUUCGCUUCAGCGUUGUUUUGAUAACGGGAAGCCAGGAUGGCAAUGAGUAAGUGAUUUUCCAUUAAAUUGCAAUACAUUUUUUGCAGCCUAUUAACACUAUGGUUUGAUGUUAAUCUGUAAUUUUGUAUUUCCAUGUUCAUUUGUUCUGCAUCACCUCCUUCAAAGCUACUUCUGUAGGGAAACUUUGAAUAUUUUGAUCUUGACGUUUCCUACUUCCAACUAUUGUUUUCAUGUAUUUAUAUUGAGGCCACUCCCAGAAUAUAAAUAAGAACUGAAGGUGACUUCUGGAAAACUGUUCUCAUCAAUGUUAAAGGAAGAAACAUCAGAGUAAAAGAUACGCAAGAUAUAAUUAUUAGGAAUUAAUGUAGUAGAGAAAAGAUGUGCUGUAGUAUCCUCAUAAAUCCCUCACUCCAUAUUGACCAAAUUUGGAAGUAAAUGUCCUGCUUUGAUUCCUCACAAUCCUCCUCUUUCUGCUCUGCAGGGCCUGA
This is a messenger RNA of Xyrichtys novacula (pearly razorfish), 12843 nucleotides long. The record is from the annotation of a GenBank genome assembly. Lineage: Eukaryota; Metazoa; Chordata; Actinopteri; Labriformes; Labridae.